Molecule: messenger RNA, 419 nt
Organism: Gracilinanus agilis (Agile Gracile Mouse Opossum)
Lineage: Eukaryota; Metazoa; Chordata; Mammalia; Didelphimorphia; Didelphidae
Product: nuclear receptor subfamily 1 group I member 2-like
Exons: 2
Biological process (GO): positive regulation of transcription by RNA polymerase II; cell differentiation; negative regulation of transcription by RNA polymerase II
Molecular function (GO): nuclear receptor activity; RNA polymerase II cis-regulatory region sequence-specific DNA binding
Source: RefSeq, a predicted model, not a curated record
UCCCAGCUGCCAGAGGUACAGAACAAUGAUCCCGAGUUCCUCAAGUCCAUUGUUGCCAGUUCAGAGGAAAACGCUGCCAAGUUGAGCAACAUCACCAAAGAGCUCUGCCCCAUCUCUCUACGGCUGCAGGGUGAGGAUGGCAGUGUCUGGAACUACAAGCCCCCAGCAAACGGAUCGGGGAAAGAGAUCAUUUCUUUGUUGCCCCACAUGGCUGACAUGUCAACCUACAUGUUCAAAGGCAUCAUCAAUUUUGCUAAAGUCAUCUCCUAUUUCCGAGAACUGCCUAUUGAGGACCAGAUUUCUCUCUUGAAAGGGGCCACGUUUGAGCUGUGCCUGCUGCGCUUCAACACAGUGUUCAACGCGGAGACUGGGUCCUGGGAGUGUGGCCGCCUUUCCUACUACUUAGAUCGUGAAGGCAC